This is a messenger RNA of Ficedula albicollis (Collared flycatcher), 596 nucleotides long. RefSeq names its product feather beta keratin-like. The transcript is spliced from 2 exons. The record is from RefSeq and is a predicted model, not a curated record. Gene Ontology annotation, cellular component: intermediate filament. The coding region runs from base 243 to 596 and encodes 117 amino acids. Gene Ontology annotation, molecular function: structural constituent of cytoskeleton. NCBI's taxonomy places the organism in Eukaryota, Metazoa, Chordata, Aves, Passeriformes, Muscicapidae.
CAAAAGCAGGACAUGACACAGCAGAGUUGUGGGAAGGAAAACACAGCCCACCACAGAACUCCCCACUCUGAGACACCCAUCAACUGUGACGCGUAAAACGCCCCAAGGCCAUAGGACAAGGCUGUCCCGCCUCCACAGAACUAGCAUAAAAGCCAGCCCAGAACCUCCCUCCCUCACACACUUCUUCUCACUCCUUCAACUCCUCCUCCUGCUGACAACAAGGGACCCUCCACACCACACCCAUGGCCUGCUACGACCUCUGCCGACCCUGCGGACCCACCCCGCUGGCCAACAGCUGCAACGAGCCCUGUGCCCUGCAAUGCCAGGACUCCCGCGUCAUCAUCAACCCUUCCCCUGUGCUGGUCACCCUGCCAGGACCCAUCAUGACCUCCUUCCCCCAGAGCACCGCCGUCGGAUCCACCUCCUCGGCUGCCGUGGGCACUGAACUCAAUGCCCAGGGACAGCCCAUCUCUGGGGGAUUUGGUGGCUUUGGCUAUGGGCUGGGCUAUGGCCGUGGAUUUGGCUAUGGGCUGGGCUGUGGCUACGGGCUGGGAGGCCUGGGCUGCUAUGGCAGAAGGGGCCGCUACAACUGCUAA